AAGAGAAGAAAGGAAAAAGUAUAAAGGGAUGAAAGGAAGAAGAGGGGACGCAGACACAUAAAGGAACAGAAGACAGAAUGUAGAAUAUGUAGUCUGUGAGCUGUGCAGUGUGGGACGCUGUCUGCCCCGUUGUCAUCAGACGUCAUGAGCUGGAGCUUCCUGACACGUCUGCUGGAAGAGAUCCAGCACCACUCCACAUCGGUGGGGAAACUCUGGCUCACCACACUAGUUGUCUUCCGUAUUGUUCUGACUGCGGUGGGCGGCGAGUCCAUAUAUUACGAUGAGCAGAGCAAGUUUGUCUGCAACUCGGGUCAGCCGGGAUGCGAGAAUGUCUGCUAUGAUGCCUUUGCACCACUCUCGCAUGUGCGAUUCUGGGUUUUCCAGAUUAUUCUGUCUGCCCUGCCCUCUCUGCUGUAUAUGGGCUAUGCAGCCAAUAAGAUCUCCCACAAUGAGGAGCCGCGGGGUGGAGCAGGGCCCGUGGCUCCAGCAGCUGACGGGACAGGGGGCGGAUACACCCAGCGAAGGCCAAGAAAGAUGUAUUUUGGGGCACGGCAGCACCGAGCAGGACACGAGGAUGGGGAAGAGGAACGGGAGGAUGACCCCAUGAUCUAUGAAGUGCCAGAGAUAGACAACUCACGUCGGGAGUUGGUGCCACCACGGCCCAAGCCCAAAGUGAGGCAUGAUGGACGCCGGCGCAUCCGUGAUGACGGGCUGAUGCGAGUGUAUGUUCUACAGCUGCUAACACGUUCCGUGCUGGAGGCGGGCUUUCUUGCGGGACAGUAUCUGCUUUACGGCUUUCGCGUGGAACCAGUUUUUGUGUGCUCAGAUAAGCCCUGCCCACACCAUGUGGACUGUUACAUCUCACGCCCUACAGAAAAGACCAUCUUCCUCCGAAUAAUGUAUGGCGUCAGCUGCCUUUGCCUGCUUCUAAACCUAUGGGAAAUGAUCCACCUCGGAGUGGGAACCAUCAGCGACGUUCUCCGCAAAAGAAAUGCAGCAACAACAGAGGAUGAGUACCAACUGGGCCUGCUUACAGCGGGGGGUGUGUCAGUCGGAGUGGGUGGGCCAGCACUAAGUGAGGGAGAGCUAGGAGGCGGGGUUGGGGGAGGUGUAAAAGAAGCAGACUAUGUUGGUUAUCCCUUCUCAUGGAACACCCCUUCUGCACCACCGGGCUACAACAUUGUGGUAAAGCCUGAGACCAUGCCAUACACAGACUUGAGCAAUGCCAAGAUGGCUUGCAAGCAGAACCGUGCCAACAUUGCACAGGAGGAGCAGCAACAAUACGGCUCCAAUGAGGACAACUUUCCAUCAGCAGGUGAGGUGCGGCCGCCGCCGAUCAACAAAGAUGUCAUACAAUUAGAAGCAGCGAUUCAAGCCUACACCUUGCAGCACCAUGCCAAUAAUAACCACGAUGACCUGAACGACAACCAUAACAUUGAUGAAAAGCCUCAGAGUAACAUCACUACAGCACCACAAAAGGAGCGAAAGCACCGGCCCAUGCAUGGCAAAUCAGGGAGCGCUGGAAGCAGCAGCAGUAGCAAGUCAGGAGAAGGCAAACCAUCUGUCUGGAUCUGACAUACACACACACACACACACACCUGAGAACUAUACUCAGUGAACUGUUACAUUACAUAUUCGCGGGUUCAAUACAAGUUAAGCUCAAUUGCCAGUAUUAGUAGCAUAAUGUCGAUUACAACUAAAAUUGUAUGGUGACUUGUCCCUCCAAAAAUAUGGGUUACAUUGAGGCACUUAAAAUAGAAGUGAAUGGUGCCAAUUCGUGAACUUUAAAAUACUCACUAUAAUCACUAUAUUCACUAUAAUUUUAGUGAAAAUAAACCAUUUACUAACCUUUCCUGUGUUAAGGUAUAUCCAAUUUUAACCAACUUUGUUGCCAUGACGAUGUAACCAUGUAAGAUGACGAUAUAAACUUUACAACU
Messenger RNA from Xyrauchen texanus (razorback sucker), 1937 nucleotides. RefSeq names its product gap junction gamma-1 protein-like. The transcript is spliced from 2 exons. Lineage: Eukaryota; Metazoa; Chordata; Actinopteri; Cypriniformes; Catostomidae. Gene Ontology annotation, cellular component: connexin complex. The record is from RefSeq and is a predicted model, not a curated record. Gene Ontology annotation, biological process: cell communication. Bases 145 to 1575 code for a protein of 476 amino acids.